CGUAAUUUAUGCUUUUUGCAUCUUUUAGGAGGACAAAUCACGUGUGGAAAUCUUUCAUAGCUAUGCUCGAAAGCAGAAACGUACCCCGUGGUCGUGGUUUUUGGGAAUUCUGGAACGGCAAGAUGGAUUCACCAUUAAUCAGAUGUCAUCGGUGCUAGCAAAAUUUGCAUGUUUUGGCAGCACACUGAUGGAAGGGGCCGAUCUCAACUUCUACAUAUCGUUUCUGAAGAAUCAGCUCCGCACACCGGGCAAUGAAUAUAUCAACACAACAGCACGAUGCCUACAAAUGAUGCUUCGAAUUGACGACAUAUUAUCGGCACUGAUUGGCAAAACGAAUUUCCAGCUUCAAUAUCAACUAAUUUUUUCGCUCUGGUGUCUCACUUUCAAUCCAGCUAUAGCUGAGAAAUUUCCACAAACCGGUGCUAUCCAAGUGCUCGGUGAUAUCCUCUCGGAAUCCAGCAAAGAAAAGAAAAUUGAUGAUCGAGAAAUUGAGCGAGCCGCAGCCCUACAAAUGGUCCAAUUCAAAACGUUAAAAACGCUCGAAUUAAUGGAUUCGAAGAAAUUCGAUGAUCCAGAACUUCAGGAUGACAUCGAAUUCCUCAGCGAUACACUGCAUACUUCAGUGCAGGAUCUUUCAUCAUUUGACGAAUAUGUCACAGAGGUAAAGUCAGGUCGAUUACAGUGGAGCCCGGUGCAUAAAUCAGAGAAAUUUUGGCGAGAAAAUGCCCAGAGAUUUAAUGAAAAAGAUUUUGAGCUUCUGAAAAUUUUGAUUAAAAUUUUGGAAGCGCAAUCCGAUACACUGGCUCUAUGUGUCGCAGCGCAUGAUAUUGGAGAAUAUGUGAGGCACUAUCCGAGAGGCAAAAAGUAUGCAAUGAUGCGAUUGCUGUCAGCGGAAGAUCCGAAUGUACGCUAUCAUGCAUUGCUCGCAAUCCAGAAACUAAUGGUCCACAACUGGGAAUAUCUCGACAAACAGCUCGACGUUCCUGAAAAAGAUCCUGCCGCUGGUGCUGCUGCUGUUGCCUGAAA
Molecule: messenger RNA, 1026 nt
Organism: Gongylonema pulchrum
Lineage: Eukaryota; Metazoa; Nematoda; Chromadorea; Rhabditida; Gongylonematidae
Source: the annotation of a GenBank genome assembly